This is a messenger RNA of Eriocheir sinensis (Chinese mitten crab), 4356 nucleotides long. RefSeq names its product glucocorticoid-induced transcript 1 protein-like. Lineage: Eukaryota; Metazoa; Arthropoda; Malacostraca; Decapoda; Varunidae. The record is from RefSeq and is a predicted model, not a curated record. The transcript is spliced from 7 exons. Bases 594 to 1901 code for a protein of 435 amino acids.
CUGUGUAGUAGUUACCCGGCGGGAGUGGCAGUGGCGGCUGCUCCACCACCACCACUCCUCGUCGCCCUCACCACCACCACCACCUCCACAUCCUCAUCCUCCACUCCAUCCAUCAUCACGUCCACCUCACUACCAUCAUCGCCACGAACCAUUACCAUACACUGCCACACGCAUACAUUACUGCCACUACUAAUACUAAUACUACGACCACAGCCACCACCACUACCACCUCCACAUCUUCAUCCUCCACUCCAUACAGCAUAACCUUCAAGAAACGAACAUUAUCAUACACCGCCGGCGCACGCAUACACUACUACUACUACUAUACUAUUACGCCUACUACGGCCACCACCACCACCACCACCUCCACCAGUCAUCACGGCCCACACCGCCGCCGUCACCACCAUCACCACCACCCAUAACAUCAUCAAAACCUCUACUAUUACUACGUCCUCGUCCUCCUCCUCUAGAAGCUCAGCGCUGCGGUAGGAUAAAGCUCCGCCAGCCUCCUCCUCCUCCUCCUUUUCCUCCUACUACUAACAGGUCGGGCGCGGACAAGCCGAGGGAGCCAAGGUGGCGAGGGGAGCGUGCUGAUGCGACGCACGGCAUCAUUGGACACCAUCUACCUCAAGGGACAGUGGCCCAAGGAUGAUCAGCCCUUCACACACCUACUUCAUGUAGACAAGGCCUCUCAGACCCCAGAAGAGUGGGCCUCAAGCUGUUACGGGGGGGUGAGCCUUGGCUGGGCCCUCUGUGAAGAACCUUAUCAGAGCAGCAGCAAUAGUAGUAGUAACAACAGUAGCAACAGCGGCAGCAGAAGACCAUCAGUGUCUAUGGUUCCCUCUCCCUGGUUAGGGGCAAGUAGCCACCAGACGCCCACUCCAUCUGGAGAACAAAUCGAUAAAUUCAUUCGCCACCGACUUCAACGAACUAACAAAGAAGGGACAAGUGGUAGUGGUCUCCGCUACAGUCCCGUACACGCUGAUCACUCCGUCCUUGCUCCAGCACCACUUCACGUGAGAUCCCAUGCCUUCCAACAUGCAAAUGGUGGGUCCCGUGCCAUCCCCAUCCCUCAGAUCCCUAAACCACUGCUUCCUCCCCGACUGCGCAGCUCAGUGGAGGGUCUUAAUCAAGAAAUUGAACGCCUCGUUUUGCGACCAUCACAUACUCUGGGGGAUGACAUAGAUGAUGUGGUCUGCGGAACAAUUUUUCAGUGGGGUGAAGUAGCGCGCGACGGCCGGAGAGCGCCCAUUGCCGAGUACCUGAAGUUUACAAGGAGCAUUGACACUCAGACACCUGCCAGAGGGUCAGCAGUGUCAGCUACCAGUUCAGACCACACAUCCCCCUCCCUGUCCCCACCCACCUCCCCACCACACAGCCAGGAUGCUGCCAUGCCAUCCUCCACUCCAAGCCCUAAUAGUGCACAAACAUUGGCAACUUCCCCUCACAUUAACAAGUUCCUGGCCAGGGAGCCCCCAGACGGCUGUGAGAGAGUGGCUCUCAAACUUCAUGAAGACAGGUCAGGGGUAACAAAAACAGGAGAGUGGCCAGCUGUCAGGCCCCCAGGUGGCUUUACACUGCGGCCCAGCCAAGGAUCAGCCUUCUGUGCCCCGGAAAGGAUAGGAGCAGAGGAGGAGUUAGGCGCUGCUGCUGCUGCUGCCCUCCAUGAGUGUCAGCAUCAAACUGAUCCUGAAAGUGUAUAUUGUCCUGCUUGUGCGGGUUGUCCCGGUGUUUCUCCCGACAGGGAGAGUCCAGACCCAGAGCUGGUACAAUAUAUGCCCCAGGCUUGCCAGACCUCCCCAACCCACCCAGUCACAUGUGAUGUGGGUGUGACCACGAUGGUGCCCGGCCCUACCAGCACAAGUAUAGGGCCGGCCCCAGAACUCACAGCAGAUCAAUAGCGAAGGCCAUGUUAUAGCACAUCUUACAAUUAUUUUUGUCAUCUUGCAGUUAACAGUUAUCCUCAAAGUGGUUCAGACAUUGUGGUUCUUAAUAGACAUUAUAGUGAUUCAUGAAUAUGCUUACUGAGUAUUAUUUGAUAUGUAUUAAUGUACACAAUGUAUUAACUUUCAACGUGAUUCCGCAUUUCCAAGACAAUUUUGUACGUAUAUCCCAAUGUUGCAUAUUGUUCACUUAGAAGUGAAUAAGCUCCCUUACAUCUCAGGAUUUAAUGAAUAAGUAGCCAUUAUAAUGUAGAUCUAAUUGAUGCAUUGUAGGGAACUGCUCAUGUACUUAUUUUGGUCCUCUUGAUGGGGACCAGACGACCCUCCAGCUAGGGAAACACUCUGAUUUGUGUUAGUGUAACAGGAGCUUUUGUGAUCAUCUGAAAAUAUUUUGGGAAUCAUUUGGCUGUUUGAAAGGGAAUAUGUUUAUUUUACACCCAAUUGAUAUCACACCUUCAAUUAAUCAAAUAUGUAGCUAUUUAUGAAGUGUUGUAAUCAAAUUUCUGCUAUAGGAAUAAUGAGCUUUAUAUUUAAAUAAUUUUAAUCAAUUAUAUGAAAGUAUUGAGUUUGAUUUAGGGAGUCAAUGAUGUUAUACUCAUUCUUGUCACUGGAUUUGAUAAUGCUAAUAUUAGAGUUACAUCAUUUUCUGUUCUAAUUUGAGACAUAGAAGUCACCUGUUACCAGAUGUCACUUAUUGCUAUCAGGUGCUCUGCCUUGAUUGAGAACCAAGUUGCCUUCACUUAUGUGAAAAGCAGCAAGACAGAGUACUUUAAAAUUUUAUUACAAUAAUCAGACUACAUCUUAAUGAAAAUAGGACAAGAAAAUCUAUUGCUCUUCAUAUUUUUCCAAAACUGCUAAAAAAUCUGGGAACAUAGCAAUUCAGUUUUCGUAUUAACUACCUUCUCUUAAAGCUGCUGCAAAGUGAGUGAAUUCUGGCUCCCAAAAUUUUUUAUAUUUUGUCUGUUAAGUAAUUAAUUUGACUGAGUCACAUUUUCUAGUGGAAAAUUUUCAUAACAUCUAAGAGCAGCCUCCUGUCCAAAAUUUAAUAAGAUUUGCCAGGUCCUGCUGAUACUGAAGAUGUGUCUCUGAGACUAGGGACUAAAUCUCAACUGCUAUAGUAAAGUGGCAGUUACAUGCAUCUGCAUGACAUUGUCCUGAAAGGCACUUUCACUUUGAAAUGUAAGACUAUUUAUAUAAAAUAGUGUCCUGGAAUCAGUAAAGAACCAAACUAGAAGUAGUAAGAUCUCUGAGCUGGGAACACUGAUCUAUAAUAAUGGAACAUUUUAGCAUUAAUAUUCUUUCAAGGGCAAGAGUAACACAAGACAAUUUGUACUUAGGUAAGACUUCAGCAUGAAGUGAUCAUGUUAUGAGGCCCAAUUUCACUUUUCACAGCAGCUUUAAGAAAGAAUACUCAAGGUUGAGUGGUUGUUAACAACAAUGGCUUCUGGUAACAGAUGGCUUUACAAGUCCCUCAUUAGCAUAUCAUGUAGCUCUGUUAUUUGGCUUCACUGAUCAACUCAGCUGUAUUUCAAGUAGCACUUUUAUUUCAAUCACAAUUCAUCCUUGUUGAAAUUGGCACUCCAGUCAUAUGUUUGAAGGGGACAUCAACACCUUCAAAGUAGCUGCAUCGCUACAACUGCAACUUGGAAAUUACUCAUCUGUGCACUGAAGAAUCAUGUAGAUAAUGAACCAUCUGAAACUGCGAGGAAGCAAGCCCGACAAUGGACCUUGCUCAGAGGAACCAGUCUGAUCAUGCAUUAUAAACACAGUCUACACUAUAAGAAGUUCCUUCUGGAGACCUGUGAUAAAUUUCUUGGAUAUCUUUGGAUUUAACAAGAUGUGGGUAUGGACUACAAAUACUGGUGGUUGUGUGUGCCAACUGCUGUCGUGCUACUGUGGAGGGUGGCAUUAAUCAGCAAACAUAAGUCAGUAAUGGUUGGAGCAUUAUCCAAGGUAUGUACCUCUAUAUGACAAAAACAUUUUCAUGAAACUUUAAAGGUCACAGUGAACAAGAAUUUUGAGCCAUGGUUACUUGUGCUCUCUGGAUUUUUUUUUUUGUGGUGCAUAACAAAUUUCUGUGAGCAGAGUACACUGGUGAAGAAAAUUCAGUGUUACUAAAUUCAAUAUUUGCACGACUGACAAAGAUGCUGCUAGAACUUGCCAUCAGUAGCCUGGAUGGGAACGGCACCAGUGGUACCCAGCACAUACGGCAAAUAUUGAAAAUUAAAAAUCAAGAAGGCAGACUCCAGCACAUGAAUGUCUGCUGGUCCGUGCCUGCCACACCAACCUCCUGUUGAAGGACCUCGGGUGUGCCUCGGCAAAUCUCACUUCUCAUUAAACGCUCAUGGAAGUAAGUUGUUUAGUUAUACCUUCUAGUGUGUAUACCUGUACAAAAUAUAAUAGAUGCAAUUUU